GAAACUAGAAGUGUAGAACUAUGCUAUGUAGUAUUGUUUUACCAAUGAGGCCGUGAGGUCCAUAUAAGGCCUUCAUAUACGGGCCGAGAUGAAUUCCAAUCAUUAAAGCAUAUAAGCAAUUCUAAUCCACUUUCCCAUUUUCGCGCGGUCUUUCCGCCAUUCCCUCUCUAUUUUGAUAAUUGAUGAUUUGAGUGUAUCUUUGAUCCUUUGUGAUCAAACAAUAGAUUCGUAAGUCAAAAUCCCCAAAAUGGCCAAGAGUGAAGUCUCAGCCGCCGGCGACGAUGCGUCUCCUUCCUCCUCACGGCCAUGGCAAUCCUAUAACACCGUUUAUACCAACGCCAAAGCCGGGAUGGAAGGGGUGGACAAGGAAAAAGUGCAGAGAAUAGUGUAUGAAAUGAGCAAAGGGUCCAAGUAUUUUGAGAACGAGGAGCGCAAGGAGGGUUAUAUGAAGCAGAAAAUUGAAAACAUGCGUGCCCAGUGUUUAAAACUCACUAAAGCUGAUAUAUCUCAUUACCAGAAGCUUGCUGAAAGAAGGAUAUUAGAGCUGGAAGCCACGCGUGAUUUGUCAAGAAUUUGGAUACAUGUAGAUAUGGAUGCAUUCUAUGCAGCUGUUGAAACUUUGAGUAAUCCUUCAUUACAAGGCAAGCCGAUGGCGGUUGGCACCUUGUCAAUGCUUUCCACUGCUAAUUAUGAGGCUCGGAAAUUUGGGGUUCGGGCUGCAAUGCCUGGCUUUAUUGCUCGUAAAUUAUGUCCAGAGCUGAUAUUUGUACCUACUGACUUCAAGAAGUAUAAUCAUUACAGUGGAUUGACAAGAAAAAUCUUCCAGAAAUAUGAUCCUAACUUCUUGGCAACGAGUUUGGAUGAGGCAUACCUGGAUAUAACAAGGAUUUGCAAAGAACGGGGAGUUACAGGUGCGGAGGUAGCUGAAGAGCUCAGAGAAAGUGUUUACAACGAGACUGGCCUCACAUGUAGUGCAGGAGUGGCUCCAAAUCGCUUACUCGCUAAGGUUUGUUCAGAUAUCAACAAACCUAACGGACAGUUUGUUUUGCCUAAUGAUCGCAUGGCUAUCAUGGCAUUUAUUUCUACACUUCCUAUUAGGAAGAUUGGUGGCAUUGGUAAAGUUACUGAAAACAUAUUAAAGGAUGUUUUUGGAAUAACAACAUGCGAGGAAAUGUUGCAGAAAAGUAAUCUUCUGUGUGCACUAUUUUCCCGUUCCUCAGCAGAUUUUUUUUUUUGUGUCGGUCUAGGACUUGGCGGGACAGAUACACCUGAAACAAAGAUGCGAAAGAGUAUGAGUAAUGAGAGGACAUUUUCAGCCACUGGUGACGAGACAUUGCUUUAUAAAAAGUUAGUGGAGCUUGCAGAGAUGCUCUCUGACGAGAUGGAACAAGAAGGCCUUUGUGGGCGGACAUUGACGCUAAAAUUGAAAACUGCAUCUUUCGAGGUAAGGACCCGAGCAGUGACUUUGCCUAAUUACAUCUCCUCAAGUGAGGAUAUCUUGAAGCACGCUUCAAAGCUGCUGAAGGCUGAAUUCCCUGUAUCUUUGAGACUCAUGGGGCUUCGUAUUUCCCAGUUUAUGGAAGAAAACGUUGGUCCUUCUGAUCCUACGCAAAGAACACUUUCCAAGUUCAUUGUUCAAGGAGACGCUUCUGGGAAAAACGCAGAUGAGUGUUUGCCUUUGGGCUCAGAUGUUAGCGAUAACGCCUUCACCCACGACACACAUACUGAUUUUCCUACCAACAGCGGUGAAACAAUAUCUUGGGAUCUUAGAGCCCCUACCGAUAACCCACAAAUAUCAGAUCCUAAUGACAGAUGCUGUAUAUCAGGGAACUAUAGUGAAGAAUUGGGGAAACGCCCCGAGCCUCAAAAUGAUGAACUUGAAAUCAAUGUAUGUAAAUCAAAUGAAGAGGGGAUACCCUUUCCAGGACCGUUGGAGGGGAUCAGCCUAGAUAAACCGAAGAGGGGUGCUAACUGUGCAUAUGAUGAAACGGGAUCAUGCUCAGAUCAUAAAGAUCUCGUUGUUUGGUUGGACGACUACAAAUGCUCUCUAUGUGGAACCGAACUGCCUCCAAGUUUUGUCGAGGAAAGACAGGAGCACUCCGACUUCCAUCUUGCUGAAAGGCUGCAAGACGAGGAAUCAAAAGACAACCUUAGAUGGCCGACACUGAAGCAAAGAUCUGUACAGAGCAACGAUACACAGAAUCGCGGUAGGCAGAGAAAGAAGAAGAAAUUAUCUCCAACACCCACUAAAUGCACUCCCAUUGAUAGCUUCUUUGUGAAGACAAGUCAGAAUUUCUAACAUCAAAACUCCAUUGCAGUGUUCAAAGAUGUAGGACAAAAUGAAUUGGUUUGCUGACUGCUUGGCUUAGUUGUCCUUCCCCCUCUCUUGUAUAUAACAAUCAAUUAGUUGAAUGUUAGUAUUAUAUGUAAAAUAAAACCACACUAUAUAUUUGAUAUAUGUUUGGAGUAGAGUACACGUUUGAUAAAUUGCA
Molecule: messenger RNA, 2492 nt
Organism: Ipomoea nil (Japanese morning glory)
Lineage: Eukaryota; Viridiplantae; Streptophyta; Magnoliopsida; Solanales; Convolvulaceae
Product: DNA polymerase kappa
Exons: 14
Coding region: 248-2299 (683 amino acids)
Biological process (GO): error-prone translesion synthesis
Cellular component (GO): nucleus
Molecular function (GO): damaged DNA binding; DNA-directed DNA polymerase activity
Source: RefSeq, a predicted model, not a curated record